UGGCCGACGUCUACGACCAACGUCGCGGCUACAAGUAUUUAAUACCCGAUUGUAGUGAGCAAAUCAUCACUCGAUUCUGAGCUUCAGCUAGCGAAACAAUCAAUCUACUAAUUUUCAACAUGAUACGUCAAAUUAUCAUCUUCGCAGUUGCUAUCACGGUAAUUGCUGGCGAAUAUCGCGACCCAAGCCAAACACCCUGUGAACCUGGAAAAAGAUUCGCAUAUUACUGCAACCAAUGCGUCUGUAGUCCAGAUGGUAAGGGCGCCGCUUGUACUAAAAUGCUGUGCCCUCCUGGGCUCUUCAAUGAAGACGGAUCCAUGAGAGUGCCAACUUCACCGAAGGAGAAGAGAGAAGUUUUGGAACUUCCUGCUGAUGGCAGUUGCAUUGCUGGACGUUCGUAUAAAAGUGCCUGCAAUAUUUGUCGUUGCGUUAAAGAUAACUUGCCAGUGUGCACGUUAAAAGCCUGCUUGCCCGAAACAAUGAGACUGCAGUGAUCAGCUGAACGUAAAAAUAAAUAACCAAGGCAUGACAUACACGCGAAGCUCGAUGGAUAUAUAUAACGGAAUGAAACUUUUAUAAGAAAAUUAUAAAAAUUGAUCUGCAACAAUAAAUUAUUUAAACCGAGAUUCUAUACAUAAUCGGGCCUCGACAAGCCUUCGUGUGACAUCUCUAAUAUAAAUAGUUAAUAUAUGUAAUUACGCCGGAUUCCGGCUAAUUGUUGAAUGAUAAUAAAGAUGAUGUUUUUUGGAACAAA
Molecule: messenger RNA, 754 nt
Organism: Diachasmimorpha longicaudata
Lineage: Eukaryota; Metazoa; Arthropoda; Insecta; Hymenoptera; Braconidae
Product: pacifastin-like protease inhibitor cvp4
Exons: 4
Coding region: 120-494 (124 amino acids)
Molecular function (GO): peptidase inhibitor activity
Source: RefSeq, a predicted model, not a curated record